AUGAAUCCCUCUGGGAACAAUCGUUCUCAGAAGGAGCUUUUCCUGCAAGGCCCUAAUCAGCAUGAGAUCGAGUCCCCUGUAAUUGGGCCGUUGCGCAUUAGCAAACGAGAAACUCCUUCUCCAGCUCCCCCGGGUGCUGCCCCUCUACCAUACGCCGAUGAACAGCCAAGGCUGCAGCAACAUGUGCGGGUACCAGGCUCGAGUGGUUCGAGCCCAAUACCCCAAGCUGGCAGGCAGAGUGCCUCUCCGACGUCCAGUGGACAAAGGUCUCCAGUUGACUAUCCUCCCGCUUUGCGACCCCGGGAUGGCCGCGAACCCAAACAAUCGACUUUGGCAGAACGACGAGGAAAUGCGCCCAAGCCGCUACCGGAUUCUCCCAUAGUUGACACUGGCGAUAGAGAAGGGUAUCUAGCCAGGAUGAACCAGCGGCCUCCAGGGCCUCCAGCCGCUGGGCCACCGCAGAACAUGGCAUAUCCGGACUACAACCAGCACUACUAUCCGCCUCCGCAACCCUCCACCUCUGCGAGACCAGCGUCACGUACGGCAACAUCACAGAAUCUACAACCGCCACAGCAUAGUAUCAACCGCUUUAGCUCGACCGCUUCCACAUCAACAACUCGUGCCGAGCGAGGGUCUCCGCCGCCUCCGGAGACACCGAUUGUUGAACCUGGGCAGCACCCGACUUCUGAUAUUGAAGCUCGCUAUGCGGCUUCAGGGAUUGCGGGGACAUCGACUCUGACCGGAUUUCAGGCUCAGAGCGCAGCGGCGCAGCGGCGAGCAGAACAAUACACCGGACAGCAACCGAGAAAUCCUAUCCAGCGGCCAUGGACUCCAACUGAGCUGCCCGGAUCUCACCCCCAUGGAGAACCGACCGUGUACCAGGGCGCCGAGGCGGUCCCGCCACAGAUUUUGGAUCCGAAUCCUACACCAGGUCCGGCUGUGGCUCCGUCACAACCGCCACAGACUCAGCAGCCUGCGAGGAUCCCGAGUAAUGCUCUCGAGCAAGAUCUGGAGAGAAUGCGCAUCAGUUCAUCGCCUCCUCCGGCUUACUCGAGUGUACCGCGACCAGCUUCGGCUUCUCAGGGCUAUUCGAAUGAAAAGCAACGUCUGGCAGCUGCAGCAAACCAACCGACUUCCGCGGCUGUGCAGCAUCCUGCAGUCACAGCAACAGUAACAGCUGCGGGAAUUGGAGCUACCGCGCCCAUGGUCCCGGCCCAAGACCAUCCGGCGUUUGCCAAUGAUCCAAGACAGCAAAAUUCACCGCAGGAUGCUGCACAGCCGCACAACGACGUGCUGGCCGGUGGCCAACGGGACCAGUAUCCAGCUUUCCAGCCUCAGCAAACACAGGCCAGUGCGCCGCCAGCAGCCAGCUUACCCCCGGCGUCACCACCUCCGCUUCCAGAAGGCUGGAUUGCGCAUCUGGACCCAAACUCUGGUCAGUACUACUACAUUCACCUUCCUACACAGUCCACCCAAUGGGAGUUCCCCAAGGGACCUACGCCUCUGAACCUUAAUGAGGCACCAAUGUCUCCCGUCGGAAGUGUGUACAGUGCCCAUCCUUUGGCCUCGCCAGGAUUCUCAGCGUUUGGCAAGCCUCUUGCAUCCCCGGGUGUUCCAAUGACACCUGGGUUUGAAAGUCUACAGUCCCCAGCUGUAGCAGGCUUUAGUGGACCUCCACCAAGUAGUGGCGUAGAGAUGUACAAGGUAGCGCCUACCAACGGCGUAUACUUUGGUCCUUACCUCCGUUAUGCGAACAUGGAUGUCCAGAGCGGUAUAUGGUUUGGAUCUAUUCUUCUUGUCACGGACGCCGGCCAGCCGCCAACGAUUCAUAUCCAUCAGAGUGUCGACCUGUCGCCUAAUCCACGCCAGCUAAAGGCGAUGGCCAUAUCUGUACACCAACGAUGGACCUUUUACAAAUAUGAGGUUGACCUGAAGAUGGACGAGUCUGGAGCUGCGAAAUGGACGUACGCUAUUACAUCGCACCUUGGCUGCACACGCUACGAGUUCUUGGUUGCCGGUCAACACGAGGCGAGCUGGCGGUUCAUUGCAACUUCGGGCAACGACUUUUCUCUCAACGUCAAUGAGAACGAGCGCUCCCGGCUAGGGGGUGUUGGUCUCAUGUGGAAGGAUAUCAUGCAGAAACAUGCUGAGAUUGGUGGGUUCCACGCUCAGCUGUGUCUAGGAGGUCAGAUUUACGCCGACCGAAUGUGGAAGGAGAUCCCAUCCCUGAAGCAGUGGCUCCUGAUCCGAGGGAAAGAGGCGAGGAAGACAGCGCCCUGGACGGCCGCUCAUGAGCAAGACGUGUCCCACGGUUAUUUUCACUAUUACACCAGUCACUUUGAUCAGCCAUACUUGCGAGAGUCCUUUGCUCAGAUUCCAUAUGUCUGUCAAAUUGAUGAUCACGAUAUCUUCGAUGGCUUUGGCUCGUAUCCUGAGCAUAUGCAGUUUUCCAACAUGUUCAAGAACAUUGGUCGCGUUGGAAUUGAAAUGUACCUGCUCUUUCAGCACCAUACCACACUCGACAUCCUCCGCAACGUCAGCACAGAUUAUGAUCUGUUUACCAUUACUGGUACGGGCUGGCAUUUUGUCAAAUACCUCGGACCAGCAGUGGUUUUGGUUGGUCUAGAUUGCCGCUCAGAGCGUAACCAGCACCAGGUGCUCGCUGGGCCAACAUAUCAAGGCAUAUUCCCCAAGAUCGCCAUGCUUCCUCUCACAGUCCAGCACUGUCUAUGGAUGACUUCAGUGCCCCUCAUCUACCCACGGCUAGAGACUGCUGAGCACAUCGCCCAGACAUUUACCACUGGCAAGCGAGCGGUUACCGGCGCGUACAACGUUCUCGGCAAGGUGACCAGUUCUGUUGCGGGCGUAGUAGGGGCCAAGGACGUCGUCGGGUCCGGGUUUGACUCCGUCAAGCGCGCCGUCGGUAAAAGUGGUCUCAUGGGUGGAAUCCUGAGCCCAUUCGGCGAAUUUGACUUGCUCGACGAGCUUCGAGAUCAAUGGACUCACGAGUCAAAGGUAACCCUGGUCACCUCCACAGAUAGCAGCAAAACUAACAGAGAAAAAAAGGACCUCGAAAGAACCUACCUCAUCCGCACCCUCCAGGGCAUCGCACACCAAAAAUCCCUCCGAAUGACCUUCCUCUCUGGUGCUGUCAACGUUUGCGGCGCCGGCCUUGUCCACGAUCCUGGCCACCCCUCAGACCACAAAACAAUGUACCAGCUCAUCUCCUCCUCUGUCGUCAACAGCCCGCCACCCUCGUACAUCAUCAAAAUGCUUCACUCAAGCAACAAGCCACUCUAUGUCCCAGCAAACGGCCACCGCUCCACCCCGUCUCAGCCCUCAGACACGAAAGAGGACAUGAUGGAGAUCUUCCAGAGUGAUGUGACUGGCCAAGCCCGCGAGCAUAAGAAGCUCAUGGGCAGGCGGAAUUACAUUGCCAUUGUCGCCUAUGAUCCGGAUUCCAUUGGCGGGAGUCAAAUGUCGCUUGCGAUGUAUGGGCAGCAGGGUGGUGGCCUGCCGUUCCCUGGGGGCAGUGGGAAGCUGAAUCUCGCAGUUGAUUUUAUGGUGCAGGGGGAUGGGUCGUUCGGACAGGUCGUCAAGUAUGGGCCGGUCAUUGUGCCAAGUUUAGAGCAUGAGAAGUGA
This is a messenger RNA of Aspergillus mulundensis, 3642 nucleotides long. Its product is annotated as WW domain protein. Gene Ontology annotation, cellular component: membrane. Gene Ontology annotation, molecular function: protein binding. NCBI's taxonomy places the organism in Eukaryota, Fungi, Ascomycota, Eurotiomycetes, Eurotiales, Aspergillaceae. The transcript is spliced from 2 exons. The record is from RefSeq and is a predicted model, not a curated record. The coding region runs from base 1 to 3642 and encodes 1213 amino acids.